AUGAUGGUGCUUUGGCCACCCCCACCUUUGGUUCCGCUCUCUGUUUCCCUUUUUGUUUCGCAUUUUUCGCAUCUUUCUGCCCUGAUCAACCACACCCGUUUCUGCUGCACCAUCUCUCUCGGCGCCUUCCCCCCUCUUCCGCCGCCCCGUGGACCCACGUGUACACGUCGCACACACGCACCCCGAGCUCUUGCAGCCGUUUCACGCUCGGUCGGUACAAGACACCUAAGGAUCGACAAGACAAUGGCUACGCCAACGACUGCCGGACGCGUGAUUAUCGGCCAGGGUAUCACAGUGAAGGGCGACAUCAAGAACUGCGAAGAAGUGAUCGUGCGCGGCUUCUUCGAUGCGGGAAACGUAGAGGCAAAGAGCGUGGUUGUCGAGGCCGACGGAGUCCUUACCGGAGCGACCAAGGCCCAGAACGCUAAGAUCGCGGGCAAGUUCGACGGCCACCUCCGCCUGACGGAGGGGCUCAACGUUACGAGCAGCGGCGAGGCCAAGGGGACGAUCCGAUACCGGGGUAUCCAGGUUGAGAACGGCGGGAAGCUGUUCGGAGACAUCCAGUUCGCAACAGAAGAAGAGGAUUCUUGAUUCCGGCCGUACAUAUGAAGAAUGAACCAAUAAUUAUCGGGAAGCGAACACCGAAGUAGGAGCUGGGCAUGAUGUAGACUGGGUGCUAUCUCGUGCCCUGGAGGAAAGACGGUUGGGGGGAGGGGCGGGUUGGGUGGGCGGUGGGGAUCCACGUAACUUGACGAAUCGGUGGUAGGAGUUACAUGUAGGAUUCCCUUCGCCUUUUCUUUUGGCGAUUGAAUCGCGCUCUCGUGGUGGUGGCAAGCAACUUCCUUGUUGUCAAGCAACCUCCUUCCUGUGUCGGCGCGCCUGCCAGCUGUUUGUAUUGUAGCGACGCGCCUGGGGGACCGGGAUGUAAGUUUGUUUCCCUUGAAUAUGUAGCAGCAGUUAGAUUAGUUAAAUGCACCGAUAGGCCCCCUUCUCCCGGCACCAAGAUGGCAGACGCACACCACUGUUGUCGUUUCUUGCCCGUGUGGGAGGCGAGAGGCGGCAUGGUUGUUGUUUGAGAUGAGUCACGUCGUGAAGGCCUUUCGGGUCCAGGAGCAUUCACCGCUGUGUUGUUUGCCGUCGUCGGGCUAUGAUAAUAAAUGUGCGGACGGCAUUUUUUGGCUAGAGUGAUUCCCCGUUUUCUGUGUUGUGCCAAGCAAUGGCGCGUUCAUCCUUAUGUACUCCUCUCUCCUCUCGUUCACGACGAAGCUCCCGCCGUGUCAUUCCUGUAGCUGUCCUUGUAUGGAGAUAUGGAGAUGCCCACCUUGGGGCUACGGUGGGCGUUUCUUGGAUUGCUUUCCCUUCCGGGGGGCGCUGGCUGCUCUCUGCCAGAAACGUGUCCGUGUGCAGAUUUUUUCCCGCCUUGUUUUUCCGAGUCCUGGAAAUGCGAAUGGACUCCCGCCCCUAGGUUAAGAGUGGUUAAGAGUGGUGAGUGUAGAUGACGAUCUCUCCCUUUUGCCUGGUGCAUGAGCGCCUCACCCACUGUUUUGUCCCUCGGUCCCCUAAAAGUUGUGCCACUGUUGGUACCCGCGUGCAGUGGAGUUGUUGAUUCUUUCGGUUGAGAUGAAAACCGUCGAAAAGUACCGCAGUUCCCUGUAGAUUGUCCUCGAGUUGGUUAUUUGCCCUUUAGCGUCGUAUUUCGUGUUUCCCCGCACCAGACAAAUCGCGUUCCAGGUAGUAGGAAUCCGGCAGAGGAACUUACGAAGUGGUGAGCUAGUCUGAGUGCUUGCCGCGGCGUUAAGGCCGAUUCACUGCGUCAAAGGUGCCAUACCAUGGGGGACGGGUAUCGCCCUGUAUCCAAGAUUUGCAAAGUGACGAGAGAUGUUGGGAUUCUGAUUCGGAUUGGGAUUUUUUUUGGGAAUUUUAUCGGCAGGAUGUCUGUUGUCUCUGUUGGAUUUUAUUGGCAGGAUGUCCCUCGUCUCUUGUGGGAUAUUCGUGUUUGUACCAUGUGUGCUGUACUGCUGUGUGCCUCGAUUGCUGUGAGAAUCCAUGACCACUGUGACUACCUGAAGGCGUCUCUACGCGCGAGAGGAUCAUCAAUGUGGAUAAUCUCGGAGUCUUCAGCAGUACUCCUGUCGAUAGAGCAACGUCGGAGAAAGGCGUUGGGGUUGUGGUUGUGAAGAAUGAAAGUCUAUGCACACUUGGUUGAAACUUGACGAUACGUUCAUGGGUUUGAGUGUUGUAUUGCAUGGAUUGGGUUCGUGGGGCGACAAUCGCGCGCACCUUCCGACGGUUUCGUGAAGCAGCCACUAUCGCGUCUCUGCCCAUCCCGCCCGGGUUGCUCAGUGCACCCAAAGCAGGGAGCACCAGUCUGCCAAUGGGCCGGAGGGAUGGGUUGCGGGCAUCCCUCGUGCGUAUCUGACCAUGGAACAUCCAUCGCAUCUCUGCCUGUCUCA
Ectocarpus sp. CCAP 1310/34 is the source of this 2453-nucleotide messenger RNA. The record is from the annotation of a GenBank genome assembly. Lineage: Eukaryota; Phaeophyceae; Ectocarpales; Ectocarpaceae.